Messenger RNA from Carassius auratus (goldfish), 2132 nucleotides. RefSeq names its product pre-B-cell leukemia homeobox 1b (gene pbx1b). NCBI's taxonomy places the organism in Eukaryota, Metazoa, Chordata, Actinopteri, Cypriniformes, Cyprinidae. Gene Ontology annotation, biological process: regulation of DNA-templated transcription. Gene Ontology annotation, cellular component: nucleus. The transcript is spliced from 9 exons. Bases 288 to 1574 code for a protein of 428 amino acids. The record is from RefSeq and is a predicted model, not a curated record. Gene Ontology annotation, molecular function: DNA binding; DNA-binding transcription factor activity, RNA polymerase II-specific.
AUCGCAGAUUCUCUGAGCUUUGAGAGCUCAAUGUAACAAAAGCAGCGGGGAUGAAACAGUGAAAUAACGCGCGAGUGUAUGAAGCGCUGCGCUCACGCGGGACUUGAUUAAUAAUAAUAACACACACACACACACACCCCAGUGAGUUUAGUGGUUAAAGGGCUGACAGUGGCUCGAGCUGUGAGUGAGUGAGCUCAGGAGGACUGUGCUUACAGAGAGACCGCCAGAGGAGUCUCCUCCGCAGCUGGACAGAGGACCGGAGGACCGGAGGACCGGAGCGGGCCGACAUGGACGAGCAGCCGCGCCUGAUGCACGCUCAUGCGGCCGUGGGGAUGAGCGGACACCCGGGCCUGUCCCAGCACAUACCGGACAACACCGGAGCCACCGACGGAGACGGACGGAAGCAGGACAUUGGAGACAUUUUACAACAGAUCAUGACCAUCACUGACCAGAGUCUGGACGAGGCGCAGGCCAGAAAACAUGCUCUCAACUGCCACAGAAUGAAGCCAGCGCUCUUCAACGUCCUGUGUGAAAUCAAAGAAAAAACAGUGUUGAGUAUCCGUGGCGCUCAGGAGGAGGAGCCUCCCGAUGCCCAGCUGAUGCGAUUGGACAACAUGCUGCUGGCGGAGGGCGUGUCCGGGCCGGAGAAAGGGGGCGGGUCUGCGGCGGCAGCGGCGGCGGCGGCAUCGGCUGGAGUCGGAGCCGAUAACUCAGCCGAACACUCAGAUUACAGAGCCAAACUCACCCAGAUCCGCCAGAUCUACCACACCGAGCUGGAGAAGUACGAACAGGCGUGUAACGAGUUCACGACCCAUGUGAUGAACCUGCUGAGAGAGCAGUCUCGCACACGGCCCAUCUCGCCCAAAGAGAUCGAGCGCAUGGUCGGCAUCAUCCACCGCAAGUUCAGCUCCAUCCAGAUGCAGCUCAAGCAGAGCACCUGCGAGGCCGUCAUGAUCCUGCGCUCCCGCUUCCUCGACGCCAGGAGGAAAAGACGAAACUUCAACAAACAGGCCACAGAGAUCCUGAAUGAAUACUUCUACUCCCAUCUCAGUAACCCGUAUCCCAGCGAGGAGGCCAAAGAAGAGCUGGCCAAGAAGUGUUCGAUCACCGUUUCGCAGGUGUCCAACUGGUUCGGAAACAAACGGAUCCGAUAUAAGAAGAACAUCGGGAAAUUCCAGGAAGAAGCCAACAUGUACGCGGCCAGAACGGCUGUGAACGCGGCGAGUGUGUCGGCACACGGCAGUCAGGCCAACUCCCCGUCCACUCCGAACUCAGCAGGUUCUGCUGGCUCUUUUAACAUGUCAAACUCUGGCGAUUUGUUUAUGAGUGUUCAGUCUCUGAACGGGGACUCGUACCAGGGCUCUCAGGUGGGAGCCAAUGUGCAGUCACAGGUGGAUACCCUUCGCCAUGUUAUCAGCCAGACAGGAGGAUACAGUGACGGCCUCGCAGCAAACCAGAUGUACAGUCCGCAGGGCAUCAAUGCGAACGGUGGCUGGCAGGACCCCACCACCCCGUCCUCCGUCACCUCCCCCACAGAAGGACCCGGAAGCGUUCACUCCGACACCUCCAACUGAUCCUCACACACACGGACUGUCUCCAUCCGCGCACCAUCACACGUCUUCAUGCUACCUCUCAAACAUCCAGACCGAGACAACAGGACGUUUAGACUAGACACAUGGCUCUGUACUGUACGUCCACCCUGCCUUCAUCCUCAAGUUAUGUUUCAAACAUUUUUGCAAUUUUACCAUAGUGCCAAAGUACUUUUAUACAUCACUUUAGGAGCUCGUUUUACUUUAUAAUAGACUUGUGCUUGAAAAAGCAGUUUGCACUGCAUCGGAGCUGAACUAGGUUUCUGUUCGUCUAAUAAACCUUUGCUUUGAAUCUCGAAAUAUUUGGUUCGUGUACAUGAGGGAAAAUCAUAGUUUCCCUGCUUAAGCUGUAGUGCAGUUUAGAGCUAUCUAGAUAUCAAAUUAUUCAUUUCUGAAGGUUAUUAGCACAACGGUAUCAUUAUUUAGCAUAUUUUUAAAUAAGAUUCACAUGCAUCACGCUUCAGUUUAUUCAUGUAAUCUUGAUGAAUUUCUGUCUGAUGUUUAUGUACAGACACACAAAUCCCUUUAUAUAUAUAUAUAUAU